AGGCGGAGCUUUCUCUCUCUUUUGACGACCAUGGCGGCGGACGACGGCGACCCCACUAAAUUCGCUGCAAUCUACGACUCCUCCUCUCCGUCGCACCCUCUUCUCUCUAAACCCUCCACGUCCGCUCUCGAUUCUCCGCGUCGAAGUGAUCCCGAAUCCGACCCAACUCAGUUUCUUCAGAUCUCCUAUAAUUUUGGCCCCAGAACUUUCAAGGACAUCCCUUUCCUUCUUCUCUUCGAUCUUCUCGUACUCUCCACUUUUGGUUUUGGAAUCUUCUCCGUUUUCCAUAGAAAUAGCGAUUACGGGAGCUCCUCUUCCUUCACCUACGACUUCACCUCUAGCUCCUGCGUCAAAAAUUCCACCUUUACUAAAAUUUCGGAUGGGUACUCCUGGGCUUCUUCCAGUGUCAUGUACGGUAUGGUUUCUUCGUCCGAUUCAGUCUUUGAGAAGAAUUUGAUCUGGACCCUUGUUGUAACGCUCAUCUUAAGCGUGCCCUUCUGUUUUAGCGUCCUGCUUUUGCUCAAACACUACACUAAGCAGAUUGUUUAUGCUUGUUUACCUCUCUUUGUCAUUUUUCCCAUCUUUUUCAAUGUCUAUUGGUUUGUCGCUUGUACUCUUAGCCCUUCUUGUAGUGACGCCCUCCCUCUAGCUUACAGAAUUCUUGUCCUAGUCUUCAUUUUCUUGAUCAUAGGGAUCAUUGUCUGGAUCAUAGUAGCUAAUUGGCACAGGGUUGAGCUCACUAUCCAAAUCAUCAGUGUUGCAUCGGAUGCCUUGUCCAAAAAUUUGAAGCUUUUUGUUGUGUUGCCGCUGCUGACUCUCGGGUUAGUGGUGUACUAUGCGCCGAUUGUGGUGUUCUUGGUGUUUGCAAGGUUUAAUGGGAAGUUUGUGCCGCGAGAGUUGGAUGGUCACUACUUUUGUGAGUGGAAGGAAGAUUCUUGGGUUCCUGCGUAUUACGCUCUUGCCAUUUUAACGAUGCUCUGGUCUCUUGCUGUAAUGGUGGAAAUGCAAGUGUAUGUGAUAAGUGGAGCUAUUGCUCAGUGGUAUUUCUCCAAAGAAGACUCAGUGCCUAAAAAAUGCAUCCGGAGUUCUUUGAGUAUGUUACUUCUUGUUUCAAUCCUCACAUCCAAAGUAUCCCUUGCUUGGCUUCGUUUUGGAGUAUGCAGUGAUGCUAGGAACGCAUUUGGUCAAUCCUUUGGUACAAUAUGUGUAUCAGGACUUCUCAUCUGCAUUGUUCGUGUGGUCCGGGCAAUUGUGGACAAUGCAAGAGAAGAGAACCCACAAGGGAUAGUGAACUUGGUUCUCCGUUGCUGCGCAAACGCCUUACUUGGAGCCCUUGACUAUCUCAACAAGUUCACCAUCAACUUUGCUGCAAUAACAGGGGAAGCCUAUUGCACCUCUGCGAAAAUGACAUACGAGCUCUUAAGACGCAACCUACUGUCAGCUGUAUUUGUGGAAACGGUUUCCACCAGAAUCCUAACCGGAAUAGUCUUUGUCCUCUCAGCCGCAUAUGCAGUCGCGACAUGGGCUGUUCUGAGAGGCGUGAGCAACCUGGGUAUAGAUUCAUACUUGGUGGCUAUACUGGCGUGGCUGUUACUGAUUGUGGUCUUGGCUUUCUUUGUACAUGUUCUUGACGAUGUGAUAGACACAAUCUAUGUCUGUUACGCGAUUGAUAGAGACAAAGGGGAUGUUUGUAAGCAGGAAGUUCACGAGGUAUAUGUUCACUUGCCUAUCAGCAGAAGCACAAGAUCUUCUCUAAUCCCAAAUGCUCUGAAUGCAUAGGAGAAGAUGAUCCAACGUCUCUGCUUGUUGUAUUUGUUUUUUUGUUUGUUUACACCAUUGUAAAUUCCUGAGUAGAGAAAGUGAAUUGUUCGUUUGUCUUCUGGGGGUUUAUAUUGACGUUUUGUAGAGUUUAUGGGGUAAUGUUGAAUAAAAAAAAAUAGUUAUA
Molecule: messenger RNA, 1945 nt
Organism: Arabidopsis arenosa
Lineage: Eukaryota; Viridiplantae; Streptophyta; Magnoliopsida; Brassicales; Brassicaceae
Source: the annotation of a GenBank genome assembly